AUGGAGACUUUUUGCAAUGCAGAACAUAUUCCCAGAGCAAGAUGCAACACGUGGCCGAUACAACAACCCUCUAACUAUGCCGGUGUUGUCCAGAAGCCAAAGAAAGAGAUGCAGAAAUAUGGAUGCCGGAACAAUCCAUGGGGAAACCGAAGCUACGCCGAAUUAAUAACUGAGGCGAUAUGUUCAUCACUCGAACGUCGAAUGACUCUAGCUCAGAUCUACGAAUGGAUCAUCUACAAUGUGCCUUAUUUUAACCAAAAGACAGACAGUAAGUUUUCGGCUGGUUGGAAGAAUUCGGUAAGACACAAUUUAUCAUUGCACAAUCGUUUCAUGAAAAUGCAGAACGAAGUGCAAGGGAAGCCUUCCUGGUGGAUUAUUAAUCCGUCUGAACCAAAUGGGAAGACCAGAAGACGUACAGCUUCUGUCACUAAUAAUUGUAUGGGUAUGAGACCGAAAGCGAAGUGUAGAAUCGAUUCAGAUCAGAUAAACAUACAACAAAUUAAGAAAUUUUUACAAUCUCCACAUAGUUCUGAAGAUAUCUCUCACAAUUUCUACACACAGCAACAACAAUUUAAUAGUAUACCUACUAAUGAGAGUUGGCAUCAUCAAGCAACGCCGAAUACUAUUGUUGCACAACACCAAAUAACAAAUUCGGAAAAUAUCCAUGAGUUCUUUGGUACUUUUAAUAUAAACAUCCAGCAAAACCCUAAUUAUACGAUUUUUGAUCGAAAUCAGAUUCAGACUUUAGAAGACAUUGAAGAAAUUAUUAAUACCGAUCAGAAUACCGUCGAACCUAAUUGUUACAAUAAGACUUUGUGGAUGAUUUAG
Molecule: messenger RNA, 828 nt
Organism: Nicrophorus vespilloides
Lineage: Eukaryota; Metazoa; Arthropoda; Insecta; Coleoptera; Silphidae
Product: forkhead box protein O-like
Exons: 1
Coding region: 1-828 (275 amino acids)
Biological process (GO): regulation of transcription by RNA polymerase II
Cellular component (GO): nucleus
Molecular function (GO): RNA polymerase II cis-regulatory region sequence-specific DNA binding; DNA-binding transcription factor activity, RNA polymerase II-specific
Source: RefSeq, a predicted model, not a curated record